Molecule: messenger RNA, 639 nt
Organism: Guillardia theta CCMP2712
Lineage: Eukaryota; Cryptophyceae; Pyrenomonadales; Geminigeraceae
Exons: 4
Coding region: 1-639 (212 amino acids)
Source: RefSeq, a predicted model, not a curated record
AUGGAGGAGCAGAAAGAGACGCUGAGGGUCGGGUUCAUGUCCCUGGACGAGAAGCAUAGGGACCUUGAGGUGAAGUACAAGAACAAGGAGAGAGAAGUCGAGUCUCUAACGUUGAAGCUCAACUUGAUGGAGUCGAACCAAAUUAUGCUGAAGCAGAAGUGCGAAGAGCUUGAAGGGCAGAUCCGAGACAUGCAGACCAAACAUCCUCCUCAAGAUGCCUCGGAGGACGGAACCGCAACGUCGGAGGCCGAUGCUGAUGUUGUGCACGAAUUCAAUAGCGAGCGAUCGAAGUCAAGUCUGGAUGCCAUCCGUCAAGACAACGAGAAGCUGAAGCGAGAACUUUCACAAGCUCUGGAGGCUCAAACCGUGCUCAACAAGCAGUUAGAGAGCUUGAGGUGUGGUGCAAGAACUGCGCCUAAGCCGAUACCGGCGAUCAGUCCUGCUCCUGCUGCUGCUUCUCCUCCUCCUGCGCUGAGAGACGCUGAAGAGAACUCUUUGAUGCGGCACUCGGCAGAAGUUCUGUCAGAUUCGGAGGAUGAGAAAACUGACGACGUCCUGUCUCGAGGGACCAACCAAGCGGCGGCUUAUGCCCAUGUGGAUGGGGACGAGAUCGAUGACUUUGGAUCGGAGUCAAGGUGA